Messenger RNA from Sphaeramia orbicularis (orbiculate cardinalfish), 2443 nucleotides. It is a transcript of the gene tubg1, whose product is annotated as tubulin, gamma 1. Gene Ontology annotation, molecular function: GTP binding. The coding region runs from base 139 to 1494 and encodes 451 amino acids. Gene Ontology annotation, cellular component: gamma-tubulin complex; microtubule. Lineage: Eukaryota; Metazoa; Chordata; Actinopteri; Kurtiformes; Apogonidae. The record is from RefSeq and is a predicted model, not a curated record. Gene Ontology annotation, biological process: microtubule nucleation; cytoplasmic microtubule organization. The transcript has 11 exons.
UGCGCAUGAGCAUCACAUCAACACCAAGCGGGAAGAAGCGGGCUGUAGUGUUGUGCUGGAGGAGCAGUAUUAUUCGAGUACUGUUUAGCUAGCAAGCAGCUAGCAAGCUAGCUAACAAGGAGCACCUGAAGAGUGAAGAUGCCGCGGGAAAUCAUAACGCUCCAGCUGGGGCAAUGUGGAAACCAAAUUGGGUUUGAGUUUUGGAAACAGCUGUGUGCAGAGCAUGGCAUCAGUCCAGAGGGGAUUGUUGAGGAGUUUGCAACUGAAGGGACUGACAGGAAAGAUGUGUUCUUCUAUCAGGCUGAUGAUGAGCACUACAUCCCCCGCGCAGUCCUCCUCGAUCUGGAGCCCAGGGUGAUCCACUCCAUCCUCAACUCCCCUUAUGCCAACUUGUACAACCCAGAGAACAUCUACCUCUCUGAGCAUGGUGGAGGUGCUGGGAACAACUGGGCUAGUGGAUAUUCACAAGGCAAAAAAAUCCAAGAGGACAUCUUUGAUAUCAUUGACCGCGAGGCAGAUGGCAGUGACAGUUUGGAGGGAUUUGUCCUGUGUCACUCCAUUGCUGGAGGGACCGGCUCUGGUCUUGGAUCCUACCUCCUGGAAAAACUCAAUGACAGAUACCCAAAGAAGCUGGUGCAGACAUACUCUGUUUUCCCAAACCAGGAUGAGAUGAGUGACGUGGUUGUUCAGCCGUACAACUCGCUGCUCACGCUGAAGAGGCUCACGCAGAAUGCUGACUGUGUGGUGGUUUUGGAUAACACGGCUUUAAAUCGCAUUGCCACAGACAGACUACAUAUCCAGAACCCCUCAUUCUCCCAGAUCAAUCAACUGGUCUCCACCAUCAUGUCUGCCAGCACAACCACCCUGCGCUACCCAGGUUAUAUGAACAAUGACCUCAUUGGACUGAUUGCAUCCCUCAUCCCCACCCCCCGCCUUCACUUCCUCAUGACUGGGUACACACCACUCACAACCGACCAGUCGGUUGCCAGUGUGAGGAAAACCACUGUACUAGAUGUAAUGAGGAGACUGCUGCAGCCCAAAAAUGUGAUGGUGUCCACAGGAAGGGAGAGACAGCCAAGCCACUGCUACAUCGCUAUCCUUAACAUCAUCCAGGGAGAAGUGGACCCCACACAGGUGCAUAAAAGCCUCCAAAGGAUCAGGGAGAGAAAGCUUGCAAGUUUUAUUCCCUGGGGUCCUGCCAGCAUCCAGGUUGCAUUGUCCAGGAAAUCUCCAUACCUACCCUCGGCCCACCGAGUCAGCGGCCUGAUGAUGGCCAACCACACAAGUAUCUCCUCUUUGUUCGAGCGAACGUGUCGGCAGUAUGACAAACUCCGUAAGCGCGAGGCUUUCUUGGAGCAGUUCCGCAAAGAGGACAUAUUCAAGGACAACUUUGACGAGCUGGACAACUCCCGUGAAGUAGUCCAACAGUUGGUAGAUGAGUACAGCGCAGCCACACGGCCUGACUACAUUUCCUGGGGCACGCAAGAACAGUGAAUAAAAUUUUCUUGAACCUUAAUCCAGUCAGCAUAUAAAUGUGUAGGUAGUUUAUGUCAUUCAAUUUACAAGCCCCUCUUUCCUUGUACAAAGAAAAUUUUCUUCUCAUGUCUGUACAGACAAGUAUUUGGCUUCAACAGCUUAUCUGAUUAGUUAUUUAUUGGCAUGUAAUAGUCUAGUAUACUUGUGUUUCAUAAGUAAGAUAAGUAGGGUGGGUUUUUAUGCCUAUAAGAUAUUAACCAAAUAUAAAAUGGGAAAACACUGUAUUUUUGGGGGUCAUUAUGUUCUGAGAUUCUAUAACACAACGUGCAUUGAACGGUCCUUACCUUAUACUUCAGUGAAGGCAGUUUUUUUCAUCUGUACAGCAAUUUAAGUGUGCUAACAUUUUUCCGUUUUCCCCUUUUUGUUGCCUUUUAUCCACUGUUCCUGGUAAUGUUAAGACAACCUGCUGCCUUGUUUUGGUCUAUUUUUAUACUCUAUAUAGUCACUAUCUUUUUGUGCAGUUGAUUUACAGUUAAACGUCCACAGUGUAAGAAACAAUUGCCUUGAAUAAUGGGAGUAGGACUGACAGAAUGCAUUGCAUGAUGGGUAAUGCAGGCUCUCACAUCCCAGUCUAUUUGCACUGUGUCUGCUGCUGACAUGCUCAUUCUUACCAUGACCAGGAAGAAUGUGAAGCUGAAGUUGGGCUCAAGCCAAAAAAAAAUAUCUAUAUACCAGUCACAUGAAGCGUGUUGACAUUUUAACAGCACUUGUCAUAUACAACAGAGAAAGUCACUGUUUGCACACAAGGAUAGAUCUCAUUUCAACACUUCAUCUCUAUGCUUGUAAAUAGACUUAAAAGAAUAAUCUGUUCUCUGGUAUUCUGUGUUCUCCAGAUGGACGUAUUGUUUCAUGUUGCUUUGCUCGUUGGACCUGUUUAAAAGGAUAAAUAAACACAUUUUCUAUAAGU